CUCUCUCUCUCUCUCACUCACACCCACACGAAGGCAGACACACACACACAACUUCGCCAUCUGCGAAAUACUGUUGUAUUCAUUCAUCCUCAAAAUGAGUCUGAAAUCGAGUUAUGCAAACAUUCAUGACCUCCAAUCUUCAUUAACACCUCGCAGAAACCUGUCAAUUCUCCACAUACGUAAUCUCCAAGUUCGCGAACAUCGAGUAUGGAAGCAUCGAAGACUCAAAUCCAAUCGAAGCCUAAAAUUCAACGGAAGCCUCACUGUUCGCAACCAUUUAACUCCAUCGCCGUUUGAAAAUCUCUACCAAAACUUACUCUCUCAAUUUCCUUCUCUAAAUUCACUGGACUUAAUAGCUCCAUUCCUAGGUUUUGCGUCAGGUGUCGCUUUGUACCUAACUACUCGAUCAAAACUUAACUUAAAACCCGAAAUUGCGGAUGUCGGAGACUGGAUUUUGUUUACUAGUCCGACACCGUUUAAUCGGUUCGUCACUUUACGGUGUCCUUCGAUAUCGUUCCAAGGAAGUGAGUUCUUGGAGGGUGUGAAUGAGAAGCUUGUGAAAGAGGACAGACACUUUUUGAGGAUAAACAGUGGGAGAAUCCAAGUGGCAGACAGUAGUGAUCCCAAAAUUGGAGCGAAAUUGGUCUAUCAGAGAGUAAACCUGUCAAUUCUCCACAUACGUAAUCUCCAAGUUCGCGAACAUCGAGUAUGGAAGCAUCGAAGACUCAAAUCCAAUCGAAGCCUAAAAUUCAACGGAAGCCUCACUGUUCGCAACCAUUUAACUCCAUCGCCGUUUGAAAAUCUCUACCAAAACUUACUCUCUCAAUUUCCUUCUCUAAAUUCACUGGACUUAAUAGCUCCAUUCUUAGGUUUUGCGUCAGGUGUCGCUUUGUACCUAACUACUCGAUCAAAACUUAACUUAAAACCCGAAAUUGCGGAUGUCGGAGACUGGAUUUUGUUUACUAGUCCGACACCGUUUAAUCGGUUCGUCACUUUACGGUGUCCUUCGAUAUCGUUCCAAGGAAGUGAGUUCUUGGAGGGUGUGAAUGAGAAGCUUGUGAAAGAGGACAGACACUUUUUGAGGAUAAACAGCGGGAGAAUCCAAGUGGCAGACAGUAAUGAUUCCAAAAUUGGAGCGAAAUUGGUCUAUCAGAGAGUGUGCGUGAGUACGGACGACGGAGGAGUAGUGUCGUUGGACUGGCCAGCGAAUUUGGACUUGUCGGAAGAGCAUGGGUUGGAUACCACUCUUUUGCUCAUUCCGGGCACGGCUGAGGGGAGUAUGGAUAAGGAUGUAAUGUCAUUUGUGUGUGAAUCUUUAAAGAGAGGGUGUUUUCCAAUUGUAAUGAAUCCCAGGGGUUGUGCUGGCUCACCAUUAACCACAGCACGGUUAUUUACAGCUGCUGACAGCGAUGAUGUCUCCACAGUUAUACAGUUCGUUAAUAAGGCAAGGCCAUGGACAACAAUGAUGGGUGUUGGCUGGGGUUAUGGUGCAAACAUGCUGACGAAGUACCUGGCAGAAGUUGGAGAUAGAACACCUCUUACAGCUGCCACAUGCAUGGACAACCCUUUUGACUUAGAGGAGGCCAGACGGUCCUCUCCGUAUCACAUUGCUGUUGAUCAGAAGCUUACGGGUGGCUUGAUAAAUAUUCUGCGAUCCAACAAGGAACUAUUUCAAGGUCGAGUCAAAGGUUUUGACAUUGAAAAGGCUUUGUUGGCGACAUCCGUCCGAGAUUUCGAGAAGGCGAUAUCUAUGGUGUCAUAUGGAUUUGAUACCAUAGAAAAUUUCUAUGGGAAAUCUAGCACAAGAGGGGUGAUUGGGAACGUGAAGAUUCCUGUUCUGUUCAUACAGAGUGAUGAUGGGACAGUGCCACUAUUCUCAAUUCCACGCAGUUUGAUUGCAGAAAAUCCAUUCACAAGUCUGCUCAUAUGCUCUUCUUGCUUGCCAUCUAGCAGUACUAGUGGCAUGCCCACUGUGUCUUGGUGGCAGCAUCUUAUCCUUGAGUGGCUCUCAGCUGUGGAGCUUGGACUUUUGAAGGGCCGUCAUCCACUUUUGAAAGAUGUUGAUGUUGCGAUUAAUCCUGCAAAAAGUUUCGCACUAGUAAAAAAUAGAGCGUCUAACAAGAGUCACAGAGUAAGCAAACUCCUGAAUCUUCUGCAUUCAGAUGCUUUAAUUGGGCACUCCCCAGACACUUUAAAAGAAAUGCUGGAAGAAAGUGAUGCUGCAGCUAGCAACCAUGCAAGAUCUGGACGGGAUUCACAGAGAAAUUUUGAGCUUGAAGAUGAAGUGUUGCAAAAAGAGGACAAUGGUACAUUACAGCAGGCUACCUCUGUUGAUGCAGAAUUAGUCAAAGAAGAGGGAGUCAGUCCUGUAGAUACUGAAAGAGGCCAAAUGCUACAGACAGCACAAGUGGUUGUGAAUAUGCUUGGUGUGACUUUGCCUGGCACUCUAGCAGAAGAACAGAAGGAGAGAGUCCUGACUGCCGUUGGUCAAGGGGAGACACUAAUGAAAGCUCUGCAAGAUGCUGUGCCUGAAGAUGUCCGUGACAAGCUUAAGACUGCUGUUUCUGGAAUUUUGCAGAAUCAAGGUUCCAACUUAAAACUUGAUGGACUCUUGAAUAUCGAUCAGAUUCCCAAUGUAGCAUCAGAGUUGAAGUCAAAGAUACAAGGAAAAGUUGAACUAUCAAGUGCAGGUGGGAAUGAAGAUCCUCAUUCUUCAGACCGGAGGAAGAGUAUUAGUGGUCUGGCAGAUGGCUCUGAUACGAGUCAAUCUAGCACAGACAAGCCUUCUGGGGAUCUAGAAUCAGAACCUCAGCCUUCAGAGAAUCUGCAAUAUUCCACUGAUACAAGUCAGUCUCAAUCAUCAAAUGGUCAUGGAAGUGAUAUCUCUGGUUCAAGGAUGGACACCAAUGAACUAGUGAGUAAUUAUGAACAUGCAGAUAUUUCCAAAGAAAAAGCUGCUGAAUCUUCCGAAUAUAGGGGACAUGGUUCAGAAGCAGAUGCUAAGCCUAACUUUUCUGGCCAGUCUGAAAGGGAUGGUAGCUCUGAGGAUGACAUCAUUGACCAGGACAAAGCUGAGCAAGAUGGUGGAAUAGCUCAGUCAGGCAUGAAAGAUGAUAACACCAUCCAGAUAAAUGAGGAAAAAGUUGGGGAUUCUUCUACUGCUCAUGACAAGUUGAUUUCAUCCUCCAAGGCAGAGGAAAGAUUACAGCCACAAGUGUCCUCUUCAGAGUCCCAAUUGAUGGAAAAAGAGGGCACCAAUAAUCAGAAAAUAGAAGAAAACAGCAUGCAGCCUGUUCCGAAUCAAAAUAGUUCUAUUCCACCAACAUUUAAUGUUUCUCGGGCAUUAGAUGCCUUUACUGGGAUUGAUGAUUCCACCCAAGUGGCAGUUAACAGCGUAUUUAAUGUAAUUGAAGGUAUGAUCACCCAGUUGGAGGUCGAGAGAGACAAUGAAAUGGAAGUCAAAGAUAAGAACAAUGUUGAUGACCCUGGCUCUGUAGCUGAGAACGAUCACAUCACUAAUGAGAACAAGUUGGAAAAGGAAGAAGACGAUCAAAAUGACUUCAGCUUAGCACUUGAUAUGUCAGGUGAUCUUCCCUUUAAUAAUCGAGGGAACUCAGAAAAUGAUUUGAGAGAUAGAAGGAUAGAUGACAAAUAUUUACAAAAUUCUAUCUUAUACAGUGGACCCAAGAUUGGUUAUUUUGAGGGAAACAAUGCAGGGAACCAUAUAGGUGAGGAAAAUGGAAACAGGGAACAUUCUGAUUGUGGCAAACUGUCACCCGACAAUUCUGAUAUAAAAGGAUAUUUAAAGAAAAUUUCGCGUCACAGUCCACUCUACAUAACUACAAAUGCUUAUGUAGACCCUCUUUACACGAAAUAUCUCCAAAAAUAUCUUAUUUCAAAGAUAGAAAAUUCCAAAUCACUAGAUUUGGAUACAACUACUGCUUUAUUUCUUGACUAUUUCCCAGAAGAAGGUCAAUGGAAGCUCUUGGAGCAAACCGAACAUCCAACAGAUUCUACAAGGGAUAUUGGAACUCGUGAAGGUGUUGACAGAAAUGAGCAAGCCCAUUUAUCAUCAAAAGAAGACCACGUAGAUAAAAUUAUUGAACCAUCUUAUGUAAUAUUAGAUAUGGAAAAACAUGAGGAACCAGAUGGAGUACACGAGACAGUGAGCAAAUCGAAUGAAAUAGUGGAAAUUGGUGAUGAUACAUCAGAGGAGUUAAUGCACUUGGUUAAAACAUUUAUUUUGGAGUCUUUNAUGGAAAAACAUGAGGAACCAGAUGGAGUACACGAGACAGUGAGCAAAUCGAAUGAAAUAGUGGAAAUUGAUGAUGAUACAUCAGAGGAGUUAAUGCACUUGGUUAAAACAUUUAUUUUGGAGUCUUUGAAGGUUGAAGUUGAUCGAAGGCUAAGUGCAGCUGGCAUGGAAGAAAUGGAGCCCUAUCUUGCCAGAGAUUUGGAAUACGUUGCAAACUCUCUCUCUGUGGCCAUAGGACAUGGCACAGAGAAUACAUUGGUUUUGGAAGGUAGAGACCGUAUUUCAGAGAAAGUUGGUACUCUACAUGGAGAGCAUACAAUAAGAGCUAUUUCAGCUGCUGUUCAGGACACCGACUAUUUGAGAAGACUACUGCCACUCGGAGUUAUUGUAGGCUCAAGCUUAGCUGCUUUGAGAAAAUACUUCAAUGUUGCCACAGUGAAUGCUAGUGGCCAAGCUGAAGAUGUGACCACUGAUGAAGUUAGUAAUUUGGAGAAAAGAAAUCAUGUUCAAGCGGAUGAAACAAAGACUGAUCAGUUGCCUUCUGAUAAAAUCAAUAAGAAGCAUGGUUUGGAUGGUUUCAUUAGCAGAUACGGGGAAAAAACUGAAUCAAGAAAUCUAACCAAUGACACUGUCAUGGUUGGUGCUGUUACAGCUGCUUUAGGGGCAUCUGCUUUACUGGUGCAUCAACAGGAUUCAUACAAUGGCAAUCAGACUCCUGGAACUUCAUCAAAGUCCUUCAAGCACAAAGAAAAUCAUCAGAAAGAGCUUGGCAAGCUUGAGGAGGAAAUUUCUGAAAAGAGCCAGAAUAACAUUGUCUCAAGCCUUGCAGAGAAAGCCAUGUCAGUUACUGGUCCGGUGGUACCCACAAAAGAAGAUGGUGAAGUGGAUCAAGAAAGACUGGUGGCAAUGUUGGCAGAAUUGGGACAAAAGGGUGGCAUGAUGAAGCUGGUUGGUAAAAUUGCUUUGCUUUGGGGUGGUAUACGUGGUGCUAUGAGUUUGACUGACAAGCUUAUCUCAUUUCUGCGCAUUGCUGAACGUCCCUUGUUUCAGAGGAUUCUUGGGUUUGUCUGCAUGGUGCUUGUUUUAUGGUCACCUGUAAUUGUUCCCUUCCUUCCUUCACUUGUGCAAAGCUGGGCAACUGGUAACUCUUCCAAAAUCGCAGAGUUUGCUUGCAUUAUCGGCCUCUAUAUUGCUAUCAUGAUACUGGUCAUGUUAUGGGGUAGAAGAGUUCGAGGGUAUGAAAAUCCAAUUGAGCAAUAUGGGCUGGAUUUGAAUUCAUUGCCACAGAUCCAAAAUUUUCUGAAGGGUUUGAUUGGAGGAGUCAUUCUAGUUUUAAUGAUACAAUCUGUAAAUGCAUUACUUGGCUGUGCCCGUCUUUCAUGGCUUUCCACUCUUCCUUCAACGUCAUUGGAUGCCAUAACAUGGCUCAAAGUGUAUGGGCAAAUGCUUAUACUAAUUUGUCAAGGCAUUGUAACAGCAACUGGAGUUGCACUUGUGGAGGAAUUGCUCUUCAGGUCAUGGUUACCUGAUGAAAUUGCUGUCGAUCUUGGAUACCAUCGUGGAAUUAUCAUUUCGGGACUUGCAUUUUCUUUAUUUCAGCGGUCGCCAUGGGCAAUACCAGCGCUAUGGCUAUUGUCAUUAGGCCUAUCAGGGGCUCGACAGAGAAGCCAAGGUAGCCUCUCCCUUCCAAUUGGGUUGCGUGCAGGGAUAUUGGCUUCAAGUUUCAUCUUACACAAAGGUGGCUUUUUGAUCUAUCAGCCCAUUUUGCCAGUCUGGGCAACUGCUACUCAUCCUCUCCAACCGUUUAGUGGGGUUGUUGGUCUCACCAUCUCUUUGUUAUUGGUAAUGGUUCUAUAUCCGAAGCAGCCUCUUGAUAGGAAGAAAAUAAAAAGAGCCAUCAGGGAAUAA
Messenger RNA from Ilex paraguariensis (yerba mate), 6163 nucleotides. The record is from the annotation of a GenBank genome assembly. Lineage: Eukaryota; Viridiplantae; Streptophyta; Magnoliopsida; Aquifoliales; Aquifoliaceae.